This is a messenger RNA of Oncorhynchus tshawytscha (Chinook salmon), 5447 nucleotides long. RefSeq names its product receptor-type tyrosine-protein phosphatase zeta. NCBI's taxonomy places the organism in Eukaryota, Metazoa, Chordata, Actinopteri, Salmoniformes, Salmonidae. Gene Ontology annotation, biological process: peptidyl-tyrosine dephosphorylation. The transcript has 29 exons. The record is from RefSeq and is a predicted model, not a curated record. Gene Ontology annotation, molecular function: protein tyrosine phosphatase activity; protein binding. Bases 198 to 4499 code for a protein of 1433 amino acids.
UGAGAGAGUGGAGCCACUCCGUUUCCUCCAAGCAGAGAGCGAAAGACAGGGAGGGAAGAGAGGCAGGAGGACCGGAGCGCCGACAUCGGCGGUAUGAAUAGAGUGUAGCAUUUUAGCGCCCGCGCCAGAAAUUCAGAUUGUUUUGCUACAAUUAUUUUUUUGCGUUUAAAAUUCAGUUUGCCGCUGAAUCAGAGACUAUGGAACUGACUGUAUCCAGAGUGCUGAUUUCCAUUGCGCAGCUCCUGGUUUUCUGCCAGAUAGUGGCCUUGACAGAGGCGUACUUCAAGGCCCAGAGAAAAUUCACAGACGACAUCGACUGGUCCUACACAGGCCAGUUGAACCAGAAGAUCUGGGGUAAGAGGUACCCGGCGUGCAACAAUGCCCGUCAGUCACCCAUCGACAUCGACGAGACGUUCACCCAGGUCCGGGUGGAGUACCAGGGCCUGCAGCUGGAGGGCUGGGAGAAGAACACCCCAGAGACCACCACCAUCAACAACGACGGCAACACGGUGGUGCUAGGCCUGGACGGGGAGUACUAUGUGAGUGGCGGUGGUCUGAGCACCAGGUUCAGGUUGGGGAGGAUGACGUUCCACUGGGGACGCUGCAACGCCUCCUCAGACGGAUCAGAACACAGCCUCAACGGACUCAAGUUCCCCCUGGAGGUGCAGAUCUUCUGUUAUGAGUCAGACCUGUACCCGUCUAUAGACGACGCGGUGAAGGAUGGAGGGAGGAUCGCAGCGCUGGCCGUCCUGUUUGAGACCAGCCUGGAUAACAAUGACAACUACAACACCAUCAUAGAAGGCGUCAACAGCGUCAGCAGGUUUGGUAAGACUGAGAAUGUUGAGCCCUUCUCUCUGCUGGCCCUGCUUCCUAACUCUACUGAUAAAUACUACAUGUACAACGGUUCCCUUACCUCCCCACCCUGCUCUGAGACGGUGGAGUGGAUCGUCUUCAAAAACACCGUGCCCAUCUCUGAGACACAGUUGGAGGUGUUCUGUGAGGUGAUGACCAUGCAGCAGGCAGGCUAUGUGAUGCUGAUGGACUACUUGCAGAACAACUUCAGGGAGCAGCAGCAGCUGUUCUUGGGCCAGGUCUUCUCCUCCUACACUGGAACAGAGGAGGUCCUCACUCCCAUGUGCAGCUCGGCGCCUCAGAACAUGCAGGCGGAUGCCCAGAACGACACUACCGUCAUGGUGAUGUGGGAGCGCCCCCGUGUGGUGUAUGACACCACCAUCGACUGGUACUCUGUCACCUACCAGCGGCUGCAGGACCAGAACCAGCCCAAACACGAGUACCGCACCGACGGAGACCAAGACGUGGGGGCCAUCAUCCCCGGUCUCCUGUCCAACAGCAGCUAUGUGGUCCAGGUGGUAGCUGUCUGCACCAAUGGCCUGACGGGACGCUGGAGUGACCAGAUUAUAGUGGACAUGCCUCAGGAGUACCCGGCGAUUGAGUCUGAUCCAGGCAAUACAGAACCUGAGGAUAUAUUGGAACCAGUGGAUAUAUUGGAACAAGUAGACCAGAACCCAGUAGAAGAGAGCAGAACCAGAGAGGAUCGCCAGCAGAUUUUCCCUGACCAGCCCUCCACCACUGCUGCCUCCCAAGUGAGCUCUGUGCCUGUACCACCAGGGACCAGAGAUGACCAGAACCGGAUCGACCAGAACCCUGUGAACCAGUCCAGGAUGGACAAGCCCAAGAAGGACCAGACCAGGAAGGACAAGAAGAAGCAGCGUAUCCCUCCCCACCGCCCCUUCACCAGGGCCGCCUCCAACGGCAAAAGCGCCACCUGGGUCACCAUGGUGACCGACCAGCCGGGCUUUCUGAUUCCCGUCUCCCGGAUGACCAGCCCGCCACCUGUCCGCCGGCAAAUCACAGAGGAGGCCUCAUUGUCGUGGUCGCCUCAGCAGAUCCGGAACCAAAACCGUGGUUCCGCUGCCCAGAAACCUGACGUUUCCGGUAUCGGCCUGCUACCCCCAGAGAGCGAUAUGUACACCCCUCCGGGGGGGGGCAUGGUGGUCACUGAUGUUUACUACGAGGACGUUGUCAACAGCACUGCUUUAGAGUUCACGACUAUGCCAUCUAAAACAACACUGAACAAAACACUGGAUUAUAGAGUUCUCAGUCCUGUUACUGCCAGACCUAAAGUCACAAUGAAAGGAGAGGACAGGGGCUUGGUUUUGACCUCCAGGCGGUCUGAUAACAGAGUUAGUACAGUGACAAGGGCCACCCCUAUUCAACAGACCCCGGUUUCUGUAACCUCAACUCCCUCUGUGCCCUGGAUCAGACCCAGGACUUCAAGUCCCAGCAACUCCCUCUCACCGGCCUAUGGCUCCUCCACUACCUCAGGCCUCGUCAAGGUCUUACAGCUCACCACCCAGCCCAUAUUCACCGAGAUCAGUAACAGCAGCCAUGAGUCAAGGGUACAAAUGGUGGGAAGUGUUGCUGAGAGGGAGAAGAGGACAGUGGUCCCUCUGGCUGUGGUAUCCACCCUCACCAUUAUCUGUCUCCUGGUCCUGGUGGGCAUCCUCAUCUACUGGAGAAACUGCUUCCAGACGGUUGACUUCUUCACCGAAGACACCGCCUCACCCAAAGUCAUCUCUGCUUUGUCUUCACCUCUGCUGCCCGCCACAGAAGAGCACGAGGCGCUGUCAGUGAAGCAGUUUGUGAAGCACGUGGCAGAGCUCCACCAGACCAACACCUUCUCCAAGGAUUUUGAGAUUGUGACAGAGUGUUAUGAGGAGGUGCAGUCGUGCACAGUGGAGAUGGGCAUCACUACUGACAGCUCCAACCACCCAGACAACAAGAACAAGAACCGAUACAUCAACAUCAUGGCCUAUGACCACAGCAGAGUCAAACUGCUGGAAGAGGGAGAAGGUGGAGACUACAUCAAUGCUAACUUUGUUGAUGGUUUUGAGCGUACAAGGGCCUACAUCGCAGCCCAGGGCCCCCUGAAGUCUGGAACAGAGGACUUCUGGAGGAUGGUGUGGCAGGAGAAUGUUGGAGUCAUCGUCAUGAUCACCAACCUGUUGGAGAAGGGCCGGAGGAAGUGUGACCAGUACUGGCCAAUGGAGAACCAGGAGGAGUACGGUUAUUUCCUGGUGACCCUAAAAGACACCAAGACCCUGGCCUACUAUACCCGGAGAACCUUUACCGUCAGAGACACCUCACAAAAGGCUUCCCAGAGGGGACGCUGUGCUGAGAGGACGGUGGUCCAGUACCACUACACCCAGUGGCCUGACAUGGGCGUGCCUGAAUACACCCUGCCUGUCAUCUCCUUCGUACGGGCCUCGUCCCAGGCCAGGACUCAGGACAUGGGCCCUGUCCUUGUACACUGCAGUGCUGGUGUGGGGAGGACAGGAACCUACAUCGUGCUGGACAGUAUGCUGCAACAGAUCCAGGACCAGGGAACGGUCAACAUACUGGGCUUCCUCAAACACGUCAGAACACAGAGGAACUACCUGGUACAGACGGAGGAGCAGUAUGUGUUUAUCCACGAUGCCCUGGUGGAGGCCAUCAUCAGCAGGGACACUCUGGUGACCUCUGACCUGGUCCACUCCUACGUCACGGACCUGCUGACCACUGGGCCCUCCGGGAGGACCCGCAUGGAGAGACAGUUUAAGCUGGUGAGUCAGCGCAGAGCCAGACAGGCUGACUACGCCGCUGCCCUGAGAGAGGGAAACGCUGACAAAAACAGGACCUCCUCUCUCAUGCCGGUGGAGAGAUCCAGAGUGUGUCUGUCAUGUCCAGUGGAAGGAGAAUCUUCAGACUACAUCAACGCUUCCUAUAUCAUGGGUUACCACAAGAGCAGGGAGUUUAUCCUGACCCAGUGUCCUCUCCCCUCCACUGUCUCGGACUUCUGGAGAAUGGUCUGGGACCACAACUCACAGCUCAUCAUCUCCCUGCCUGACACACACACAGCACAGAGUGAGGGGGAGGAGUCUUGUGUCUACUGGCCCAGUAAGGAUCAGCCAAUCAGCUGUGAGGGUUUCAUAGUGUCGUUCACUGGAGAGGACCACAUGUGUCUGGCCAACGAGGAGAGACUGGUGGUCCACGACUUCUUACUGGAGGCCACACAGGAUAACUAUGUCCUGGAGGUGCGUCAGUACAUGUCCCCCUGCUGGCCCAACCCAGAAAGCCCCGUCAGCAGCACCUUCCAGCUGCUCAACAUUAUCACAGAGGACAGCAGACGGAGAGAAGGAACCAUAGUCGUGCAUGACCGGCUGGGUGGCUCGAUGGCGGGGCUGUUCUGUGCCCUCACCACCCUGGCACAGCAGCUGGAGCAGCAGGGCUCUGUGGAUGUGUACCAGGUGGCACGGAUGACUAACCUCAUGAGGCCCGGUGUCUUCAACGACAUGGAGCAGUACCAGUUCAUGUACAGGGCCGUGUUGAGUCUGGUGGACAGCCAGGAAGACCAGAGGGCCCUACAGUCCCCUGAGACCAACGGUUCUGUCCCUCUGGGGGCCACCACUGCAGCAGAGAGCCUGGAGUCCCUCAUGUAACCUCUCACACACAGACACAGAGAGCACCACACGCUCUGGGAGAUACACUGUGCUCUAUGUUGAGAGAGAGAGAGAGACAUGAGCUAGCAAAUUGUGAGUAAUAGGCUUAGCUAGCUACAAAAUACAUGAGAUUAAGCAUCCAAUUAUCAGAAUAAAACAUACUGUUUUGCAUGUAUGACCACACAUUGCAACUGGCUGCUAGGGGGUCUGGUAUUCUGUGCCUUUUGUAAUUCAUGUUGUACUUUAAAACUGUUUUGAUACUAAUGCCAAAUGUUCUGUACUCUUUUUUAAAAAAUUUAAAAGUUUGUUAAAGUUUUUGAGUUAUUUGAUUUAACUAUCUAUCCCUUUUGGAUUGUCUUAUUUGUAUGUAAUUACUUAAAAGGGAUAAAUGUCCUUUCUGUAUUCUGUCAUUCUAUCUACUGUAUGCUUCUUGCUCUUGUGGAUGACUUGUGUAAAUACUGGUGUUAAACUUGGAGAAUAAGAGAUGUUCCAUUGGAAAGGUGAAAUUCUGUAAUAUUAUCUCAAAUUAUGUAAAUAAUAAUAGUUGACCACUAUCAAAAGGCCAAAUGUAUUUAUACCUCUAGAUUUGAUAUUUUAUUAUGAAGUUGACUUUCUAGCCAUUUACAAACGUUAUUACUGUUUUUUUCCCGUCUGUUUUCUUUUGGGUGGGGGGGCAUUACUGUGUUGAUAAUUUAGUUCAAAUAUCAAUAAUGCUUAUUUGUUAUGUUUUGAUCUUUUUUUAACAUGAUAAAGUUUGGACUUUUCAGUAGUCAUAAGGUUAUUAUAAACAGCACUGUAUAUUUGAACAGGAUGAGUAAAUAUGUUCUCUAAACCUUAACCUCGUCAUUUACUAUCACAACAAACUGUUGUCGUCAGUAAUCUCUCCUGUCACCUCAAAGAAACUCUUUCAAACAAAAAAAAAACAGUUCAGAUCCAUGCUUUUAUUUA